This is a messenger RNA of Glycine soja, 2180 nucleotides long. RefSeq names its product dihydrolipoyllysine-residue acetyltransferase component 2 of pyruvate dehydrogenase complex, mitochondrial-like. The transcript has 19 exons. Gene Ontology annotation, biological process: pyruvate decarboxylation to acetyl-CoA. Gene Ontology annotation, cellular component: pyruvate dehydrogenase complex. The coding region runs from base 172 to 1815 and encodes 547 amino acids. The record is from RefSeq and is a predicted model, not a curated record. Gene Ontology annotation, molecular function: dihydrolipoyllysine-residue acetyltransferase activity. Lineage: Eukaryota; Viridiplantae; Streptophyta; Magnoliopsida; Fabales; Fabaceae.
AGUAAAGGUAGAAGAAUUUAUUAAGAAAAGAAAAAUCUGGGUUGGUAUGCUGCGGUAGGCUGCUAGCAUCAUAGCAAUAGCACGCCAUUUUCAUCUGCUUGAUCGGAUCUGCCACCGAACGAACCCUAAACACUCUUCCCUCUCUCUCUCUUCAUUUCUCGUUCGAUUAACAUGGCAUCUCAUUUACUCAAUCACUCCUCCAAGAUGAGAAAUGCUUCCAAGUUGCUGCACCACGAGCGCGCUCUUUUGGUUCGUUGGUUUUCCGGCGAUGCUCAUUCAUCCCUCAACCGGAACCGCGAUGUGUGGAAAACUCAAUUCCACGAGUCUUCAGCAAGAAGCAGUGUCUUUGAACCAGCCUCCUGCUUUAAUAAACAUUCAUUUGGCAUGCAGAAGAGAAACAUCUUCAUGGCUACCAUUAAAAGGGGUUCCAUUAUCGGGUCUGAGUUCAAUGGAGAGAUUUCACGAAGUUUGCAGGUACUGUCGAGGAGAUGCUAUGCGUCAGCCUCAGAUCUCCCCCCACACCAGGAAAUUGGAAUGCCUUCUCUCUCACCUACAAUGACAGAGGGUAACAUUGCAAGAUGGUUGAAGAAAGAAGGUGAUAGAAUCUCUCCUGGUGAAGUGCUCUGUGAAGUUGAAACUGAUAAAGCCACUGUUGAAAUGGAAUGUAUGGAGGAAGGUUUUCUGGCCAAGAUAAUCCGUGGGGAUGGGGCAAAAGAAAUUAAAGUUGGUGAGGUAAUUGCCGUAACUGUUGAAGAUGAAGGGGAUAUUGCAAAAUUCAAAGAUUACCAACCUUCAGCAUCUGAACCAAGUGAACCCCCUGCCAAAGAAACAUCUGCCCCACCUCCACCAAAGAAAGAAGAGGUGGUAGAGGAGCCUGCCCGAGAACCUGAGCCAAAGGUUUCUAAACCCAGUGCACCACCUUCAUCUGGAGAUCGCACAUUUGCUAGUCCCCUUGCUCGAAAAUUGGCUGAAGAGAAAAAUGUACCUCUCUCUAGCAUUAAAGGAACAGGACCUGAAGGGCUCAUUGUCAAGGCCGACAUUGAUGAUUACUUGGCUUCUGGUGCUAAAGAAGUUUCGGCAUCCUCCAAGGCCAAGGUUGCAGCAGAUGCAGCAUUGGAUUAUACCGACAUUCCUGUCUCUCAGAUACGGAAGGUCACAGCUUCACGGUUAUUAUUAUCAAAACAAACUAUCCCUCAUUACUAUUUAACAGUAGAUACAUGCGUUGAUAAACUCAUGAGCUUGCGGACCCAACUCAAUUCAUUGCAAGAAGCCUCUGGUGGCUCUCGCAUAUCAGUUAAUGACCUUGUAAUCAAGGCUGCUGCUUUGGCUCUCCGUAAAGUUCCUCAAUGUAACAGUUCAUGGGCAAAUGAUUAUAUUCGCCAGUAUCAUAAUGUGAAUAUUAAUGUUGCUGUGCAGACAGAUAAUGGGCUCUUUGUUCCAGUUGUCAGGGAUGCAGACAAGAAAGGCCUCUCUAAAAUAGGGGAAGAGGUCAAACAAUUGGCAAAGAAAGCCAAAGAAAACAGCUUGAAACCCCAAGAAUAUGAGGGAGGUACAUUUACAGUGACUAACCUGGGAGGGCCAUUUGGUGUCAAACAAUUCUGUGCAAUCAUCAAUCCUCCUCAGGCAGGCAUUCUUGCCGUUGGAUCUGCUGAGAGGAGGGUCGUUCCGGGUUCGGGUGCUGAAGAAUUCAAGUUUGCUUCCUUCAUGUCUGUGACCCUCAGCUGUGAUCAUCGUGUUAUAGAUGGUGCAAUUGGUGCCGAAUGGUUAAAAGCAUUCAAAGGCUAUAUUGAAAAUCCAGAGACCAUGUUGUUGUAAGAAUAAAUAGAAGGCUCCCAUGACGUACUAAAUUCCUUUCAAGUCAUUCUAGGCAGGGGAUGAGAUUUUGUUCACCUGGGUAUUUCUGUUUGGCCCAUUUGGGUUUUGUUGAUUGUAUCCCUGAACAAUUUUUGAUGGAAGUAUUUAAUCGCUGAAAAUAAAUUUUGCAGAUUUGUAAUUUUUUUAAUAAGAGAGGGUAGAUGGGGCAUUUAAUUUAAACCCAAAAUAUUGUUCUCUCACAAUAGAAUGCUGCCCCGUGAUACAGACAGAUGAGUAUGCAACAUUUUUUUUGUUAGAUGCUGCAAAUAUUUGAAAGAACGUGUAUUUAAUAAACUAACAUGUUGACAUCCUCACUUUCUUGUUUA